Molecule: messenger RNA, 2409 nt
Organism: Pseudomyrmex gracilis
Lineage: Eukaryota; Metazoa; Arthropoda; Insecta; Hymenoptera; Formicidae
Gene: Ilk
Product: integrin-linked protein kinase homolog pat-4
Exons: 7
Coding region: 570-1919 (449 amino acids)
Biological process (GO): cell-matrix adhesion; substrate adhesion-dependent cell spreading; integrin-mediated signaling pathway
Cellular component (GO): stress fiber; focal adhesion
Molecular function (GO): ATP binding; protein kinase activity; protein binding
Source: RefSeq, a predicted model, not a curated record
UCCCGAGAUUCUCAACUUGCGAUAGAAUCUACAGUUUAUGUCACAUGUACUAUGGAAAGGUGGACUGUGGAGAUACAUGUGUAGGUAUCGCAUCUGUACGUACACUUUAGGUAUGUGUGUGUGCGUGCAAACACAUUGCCAUCCCACUGCCAUCACUGACAGCGAGGCAUGUAUCGGAUCCGGUGGGUUGCUCGCUGACGAGUUGAUUCUGUCACUGGGUGUGUUCGCGAUUGAGCAGCCAGUGGGUCGCGUACAUGGUCACCCUCUCGAUAACGUCAUGUGAGAAUUGCACAAUUAAUCGGGAUAUUCAAAUAGGGAUGCGACAUUCCACUCAGUCGCCACAUUCGUAUAAAGAAGAGAGACCAACACACGCGUCGAGUCGCUCAAGAGCAAUACACAGAGUAAUAAAAAUUGUGUUGUGUUAGUGUCCGCGCGCGGAGAAUAUGGCUAUAUUUAGCGUAUGACAACUGGCGGUUUUGGAGCGCGGUGCCGCGUGUCGCGUCGCCCUGUUGUAACUCGCGCGCCCGUGUUUACACUUGUGAUUUCUAUUAGUGCGGAAUAACGAAAAAAUGGAGGAUAUAUUUCAGUGGUGCCGCGAGGGCAAUGCCAUGCAGGUCCGCGUCUGGCUGGACGACACCGAGCAUGACAUGAAUCAAGGAGAUGAUCAUGGAUUUAGUCCGCUUCAUUGGUGUUGCAAAGAAGGACACUUGAAAUUGGCCGAGUUGCUUGUCAACAGAGGAGCACGUAUCAAUGCCACCAACAGAGGAGACGACACACCGUUGCAUCUGGCUGCAGCACAUAAGCACAAGGAGAUAGUACAAUUGUUGCUUAGGAAUCGCGCCGAUGUAAAUGUCACAAACGAACACGGAAACACUGCUCUACAUUACGCAUGUUUCUGGGGAGACCAGGCGAUUGGAGAGGAACUGGUCGCGGCCGGUGCUCUCGUGUCUAUUGCCAACAAAGACGGCGACACUCCUCUUGACAAAGCCAGAGGUGUCGUGGCCAAGAGAUUGCACGAUUUGGCGGUGGAAUAUGGACAAGAUUUGAAGAAGAUUCAGUUUAAAGAUCAGAGCUGGUUGGGUUUGAAGACCAGGAGCCGAGAUGCCACUCUUUCAAGACACAAAGGCAUCAGCAUGGCGGAUUUGUCGUUGCACACGCAUAUCGCGACCACACCGAGCGGUGAAACCUGGCGGGGACGAUGGCAGAACAACGAUAUCGUUGCCAAGAUCCUGAACAUUCGCGAAUGUACCGCGCGCAUUUGCAGGGACUUCAACGAGGAGUUUCCGAAGCUGAGAAUCUUCUCGCAUCCCAACGUCCUGCCGGUUCUCGGCUGUGUGAACCAGCCGCCGCAGUUGGCCACCGUUUCUCAGUACAUGGCGCGCGGCAGUUUGCACCGACUUCUGCACGGAGGAACGGGCGUCGUGGUGGACACCGCCCGUGCUCUUCGAUUGGCUCUCGACGUCGCUAGGGCGAUGGCGUUCCUUCACAGUUUGGAUCGACAGAACAGAUGCAGAUUUCAUUUGAACAGCAAGCACAUAAUGAUCGACGAAGAUCUAACAGCUCGUGUGAACAUGGCGGACGCGAAAUUCUCCUUCCAAGAAGUUGGGAGAAUUUACGAACCGGCGUGGAUGUCGCCUGAAGCUCUGAGCAAACGUCCGGCCGACAUUAAUCACGAAGCCAGCGAUAUGUGGAGCUUCGCCGUUCUUUUGUGGGAAUUGGCAACUAGAGAAGUGCCAUUUGCAGAUCUGUCGCCCAUGGAGUGUGGCAUGAAGAUUGCGCUGGAGGAUUUACGCGUGAGCAUUCCGCCGGGCAUUUCGCCGCAUCUCGCGAAGCUCAUCCGGAUUUGCAUGAACGAGGAUCCGGGAAAACGACCGUCUUUCGAGAUGGUUGUGCCGAUUCUCGAUAAGAUGAAGCGCUGAAACGCGCCCGAUGUUUCUUGUGUGACUAUUGGUCACAGUAUAAUUAGAAGAAACGAUGAAACAUGUUUUAAAGAAAUAUUAGAUCACAAGAAGUGCCUAACAAAUUUCUAUAUAUUUAUUGAAUUAUCUCAAAUAAUUAAUGAAAAUCAACGAUAGAAUAUUUUUUUAUAUCUCUCUAUACAUAGACAUGUGUGUUCUAUAGAUACAUAUAACGAAUACUGCCUUAGGUUUGAACUUAGGUUUCAAAAGAAACUAAUUCCUUUUUUAGUUAUUGUUAUAUAUUUAAUAUAAAUAUAUUGUUUCAAUACAAAUAUAUAUUUAUAUAUGCAUAAUCUUUAAAUAAGGUUUUAAAUAUGUAAGUAUUUAUAGAGCGUAUGUUUAACGCAACUGCUGGAACUUUUUAACAGAAAAAGAACAGAAUGUAGUAACGCUAUUUACACACAAAACUCUGUAAAGCAUAUUUUUUAAAUAAAACUCUUUGACAAUUUUA